Molecule: messenger RNA, 1550 nt
Organism: Portunus trituberculatus (swimming crab)
Lineage: Eukaryota; Metazoa; Arthropoda; Malacostraca; Decapoda; Portunidae
Gene: Gem2
Product: gem-associated protein 2-like
Exons: 6
Coding region: 344-1123 (259 amino acids)
Biological process (GO): spliceosomal snRNP assembly; spliceosomal complex assembly
Cellular component (GO): SMN complex; nucleus; spliceosomal complex
Source: RefSeq, a predicted model, not a curated record
GAGAGAUUACCACGUUGGAAGUUAUUUGAUAAUUUGUGAUUUAUGGUAAUAGUGAGAGUUGCAAAUAAGUAGUUCAUGUAAGUAAGGGCCGUUGCGAAGACUUCUCCGUUCCUUGUUAUGGUCGUUUUGUUUACAUACAAGUAGGACAGUGAGCGAUAAAAACAGAACAGGCAAUUCAGAAGAAUCACUGAGGGUCCGAGUGAGCAAUGUGACUUUACCAUGAGGGGGAAUGUAAUACCUGUUAAGCUAUAACUGUAAAAGACAUUGUAACUUGUGACGCAGGUGGUGUUGUUACUGUUCCCUUUUGUCACGUGGCUGUUUGGGGUAUAAUUUGAGGUGUAUUAUGGCUAGUGACAGUGACAGCUCCGAUUGUGGGCUUCUGAACCAGGCCUUGCCCACCCCAACCUUGUCAAGUAACUUCAGACCCGUCGCUGCCCCAACAUCAGCAGAGGAGUAUAUUCAGCAUGUUGUGUGGGAGGCUCGGCAGUGUAAGGCUGUAGUGACAGUGGACUUGGAGGAACACAAACUCAAUAAACCCAUUGCUGUUGUGCAGAAGCAAGUCAAGGCUACAGCACCCAAGGGCUUCACUCCUUCUCUGGAGAGUCAGCAAAACCUCAUGGCAUCAUUUUCCAAGCUGCGAGCACACAUUGCAACUCUCCGAGCCUCUGGAAAAAUACCUAGACCUCCUAUUGUUCUGCCUGGCAUCAAGAAGAGAGAGGAGUGGUGCAAACUGUGCUUUGGCAAUAGUUUUCAGUUAGCUCUUCUGAAGCAGUCCAGCCAGGACUCCAUGCAGCCACAGCUAAUUGAAGGCCAACAGCCCUUGCUUAGCAUACUUCUUAACAUUAAGCAGAAAGGGAUUGAGAAUCUGCUUGAGUGGCAUGCCCAGUGGCUAGAGGUCCUUGGAUUCUCAGAGGCUCAGGGGCGAUGGUUCUAUGCAUUGCUAGCUUGUCUGGAGAAGCCCCUCACACCAGAGACUUGCUCACAAAUCAGACACAUUGCUAUGAUGUGUGCCAAGAUCAGAGCUUCCUUAGAAACGGCAGACCAUCCUCACCUCUCCCAGCUCAACGUGAUCAUUUGCAUAGUGGCUCGUUACUUUUGUCAAGAGGACCUUGUUGACCAUUAGCCAUUGCCUGGUUGUCAUCUUUCAGACACUAGUAUUUUAUUGCAGAAAUAAUCAAUGCGAACAGUAUUGUGGGUAUAAAUGAUAUUCUACUCUGGUAAGCCUCUCUCUCACCCAUGAUUUGUUGAUUGAAAGAAGUGUGAUGGUAAAACAAUGGUGUAAUAUUCUUUGGACAUUGUUCUAAGAGUAAGGAAGGCGUCAUAUUGAGUGGGGUCUUUUCUGUAAUCAGACAAGUUAAGGGAGUACUACAUGUGAGGUUUCCAUGAAAGACCACUUCAGAUGCAAAGAUUCCUCAGACUGAAUCAAUUCAGAUAAACGAAACUUUGAAUGGCAAUUUGCCUAACCACUUGAAGAUCUACAAACACUGCAGGAGAUGCUUAAGACUUUAUAUUGUAUUUAGAUAUAUACAUCAAUAAAAGUGAGUUUGGAA